AUGGCAGACCCACUGGAAGGCCUGCUUGCAGCAUAUAGAGAGCUUGAGGUGGCAAAGAGCAACUAUGAAAGGGGAAUGAUCAAGGAAAAGAUACGAGGCCUGGAAGCUGCUUUAAAGGAGAAUCCUAUAGGCCCAGUUCAGAAGGAGCAGAGGGUAAGCAAGGUUAUUGCAAUAGAAGACACGCAGAGAACAAUAGAUAGCGUAUUUCUGCUAAAAGACACAAGCGAAAGAGAGUUAAAAGUAGAAGAAGAAUACGAUACAGCGCGCAUAGAGAAUAUAACCAGAUGCAAUAUUCAUAUUAGAACUGCACACUCAGCGCACAUAAGCCAUGCCAAAGACUCAGUGCUCUACAUUACAGCCCAGCAGAUACGUGUAUACUCGUGCUCUAAUCUUACGAUAUACGCAUACACAGCAACUGGUGUAUUCAUUGAAGACUCAGUUGAAAUUCGUGUAUGCGAGUAUACUCCAGACACACGCCCAUCAUAUGAGAAUCGUCCUAUAGUGUAUAGCUUCAAUGCAGAAAGCACAAUUUAA
Messenger RNA from Nematocida ausubeli, 534 nucleotides. RefSeq lists its product as uncharacterized. Bases 1 to 534 code for a protein of 177 amino acids. Gene Ontology annotation, cellular component: cytoplasm. The transcript has a single exon. Lineage: Eukaryota; Fungi; Microsporidia. Gene Ontology annotation, biological process: post-chaperonin tubulin folding pathway; tubulin complex assembly. The record is from RefSeq and is a predicted model, not a curated record.